Ogataea philodendri is the source of this 1035-nucleotide messenger RNA. RefSeq lists its product as uncharacterized. Gene Ontology annotation, cellular component: proteasome regulatory particle; proteasome complex. Gene Ontology annotation, biological process: proteasome-mediated ubiquitin-dependent protein catabolic process. NCBI's taxonomy places the organism in Eukaryota, Fungi, Ascomycota, Pichiomycetes, Pichiales, Pichiaceae. Gene Ontology annotation, molecular function: protein binding; metallopeptidase activity. Bases 1 to 1035 code for a protein of 344 amino acids. The transcript has a single exon. The record is from RefSeq and is a predicted model, not a curated record.
AUGUCUCCUGUUUCCUCAUCGGGUUCAACCAAUUUACUGUCCACUAAUGUCAGUGUGGCACCUCUUGUGCUUCUAUCUGUUGUGGACCAUUAUGAACGUGUGAUGAAAUCCACAUCCGCAAGCUCUUCGCAAGCAUCAAAAAGAGUUGUUGGAGUAAUUCUCGGUGAUAAUACUCAGAAGGGUUCCAUUAAAGUCACCAAUUCUUUUGCGAUUCCUUUUGAGGAGGACGUCAACAGUCCCGAUAUUUGGUUUCUUGAUCACAAUUUCAUUGAAAAUAUGCUCGACAUGUUCAAGAAAAUCAGUGCGAAAGAGAAACUGAUUGGCUGGUAUCAUUCAGGUCCCAAAUUGAAGAGCAGUGACUUGAAGAUUAAUGAGAUUUUCAAGAAAUUCACUCCGUCCCCUCUACUUUUGAUCGUUGAUGUGAAUUCUACAGAUAAAAUCGAUAUCCCGACGGAUUCUUACGUUUCAAUUGAGGAAAUCAAAGAAGAUGGUUCGUCGAGCGAGAAAACAUUUGUUCAUCUACCAUCUACCAUAUUAGCCGAGGAGGCUGAAGAGAUUGGAGUCGAACAUUUGUUGAGAGAUAUAAGAGAUCAAGCAUGUGGGAAUUUGUCCGUUCGGCUGACGAACAAUUUUAAAUCUCUGAUCUCCCUUAAAGACCGACUAAGCACGAUUGUGAACUAUCUGAAUAGGAUUACUACCGGUGAGUUGCCAGUCAACCAUGUUAUCCUUGGCAAGCUCCAGGAUAUCUUCAAUUUACUGCCAAAUCUUGGUGCUUUUUCUGCUGAUUUAGUGGAAGGAUCAUCGGAGGAGUCCCAAAAUAAACGUCUCAGCGCGGCCUUCAACGUGAAAACUAACGAUGAGCUCAUGAUUUUAUACGUCAGCAGUUUGGUGAGGUCAAUUAUCGCUUUUAACGAUUUAAUCGAAAAUAAGAUUCAAAACAAAAAAUCGAACGAAAGCUUGAAGUCUAUCACCGACGAAGAUAUCAAAGAAAAGAAAGACGACGAAAUGGAAGGUGUGGAGACGGAGAAUUCAUAG